AUGGCUACGUUAGCCGCUGAAUGCGAUAGGUUUAAAAUAGACGUAAUUGGCAUUAGCGAAGUCAGAUGGAAUGGUACAGGUGAAUUCACAAACCAAAAGGGAGGUGUACUUAUGUACUCCGGCAUGCCCGACGAACAAGACCCUCACAUCCGAGGCGUUGCAGUUUACGUAAGAAAAAAUGUUAAGCACUCAAUCUUAUGCUGGAAAGCUAUAUCCGAAAGAAUAAUAGUAGUACGUUUUCGCGCAAAGAAAUUCAAUAUGUCUCUAGUACAAUGCUAUGCUCCAACAGAAGAUAGUCCACUUGACCAAAAAGAAGUUUUUUACAGUGCGCUAGAAAGAACGCUCUCUGAAAUUCCUAGAACCGAUGUAAUUAUUCUUAUGAGCGAUUUCAAUGCGGAAAUAACUCAGAGUAUCGAACUAGGAUCCCUAUUUCCUCAUAAAACGUGUCACAAGGUCACUUGGAAGUCCCCCGCUGGCAACUUCGAAAGUCAAAUUGAUCAUAUCUGCAUUUCAAAACGAUGGAGUAAAGUUCUAUGUGAUGUCAGAAACAAAAGAAGCGCUGAUAUCGACAGUGACCACUAUUUAGUGGUGGCCGAACUGAAAUUUAAUAUACCUAAACAUAGGUAUGAACACCCGCAGCAUACACGGCGCACGUAUAAUACCACAAAGCUUAAUGUUGGAGCGGUAAAGAAUGAAAUGAUCGAACGUAUUAACAACGUCAGUUUGAUGGAGGAUGCUUCUAUUGAGGAAACGUGGCUUCAUAUUAAAACAAAUCUCGAAGAGAUCUGCAAGGACACACUAGGCUACCGUAAAAACGAGCAAAAGGAAUGGUUGUCGGCAAACUCUUGGGAGCUCAUUGCUCAGAGAAGAAGUCUCAGUAGACAGAUCAAGAAAGCAGUCAAAAGCGACAAGAGAAACUAUUACGUUGAACUAAGCAUGAAAGCGCAAGCAGCAUCAGAAAAGGGCGACAUGAAGGAGCUGUUUAAGUUAACUAAACAACUAGGUGGAAUAUCUUUCCAAAGCAGCGCUCCAAUUGAAAAUGAAAACGGACAGCUGGUGUUUGCUAAGAACGAGCAGGCAGAAGUUUGGAAAAGACAUUUUGAGAAAACCCUAAAUAUCAUACACAACGAAAGUGGCGAGCUCACAAUACCAAGACAUCUAAAUCCUAACAGACAAAUAGAUACAAGGGCACCUAGCGUUAACGAAAUAAGAGGUGUAAUCAUUAGCAUGAAAAGUGGUAAAGCACCAGGUUUUCGCCCUGGGCACUCGUGCAUCGACCAAAUUAACACGAUUAGAAUACUUAUUGAACAAGCCUCAGAAUGGAAUGCAACCUUGUAUUUAACAUUUAUUGAUUUUGAAAAGGCUUUCGACGCGCUUAAGAGAAGUUACAUAUGGAUGGCGUUAAACGCUAAUGGUAUCCCUAAUAAGAUCAUUAAUAUUCUCAAGAAGAGCUACGAAGGGGCCACGAGUAGAGUUUUACAUGAAGGUACUCUUAGCGACAGCUUUAAUUGCAACAGUGGAGUGCGACAGGGUUGCGCCCUUUCACCGUUACUGUUUAUCACAGUCCUAGACGUCGUUUUAGAAGCUGUAGAAGAAAGCCCAAUCGGCAUUGGUUGGAAGCUGAAUCAAAAGCUUGGUCAUCUUGAAUAUGCAGACGAUGUAGUACUGUUAACAAACAGACACACUGAUAUGCAAACUCUUGUUAAUAACGUAUGUGAGCAGUCAUAUAAAGUCGGCCUAAAAAUUAACGCCUCAAAGACAAAAACAAUGAGAACAAAAGCAAGCAAUCAAUCGCCCAUCCUUCUGUACGAUCAAAACAUUGAAGACGUGCAGGAACUCGAAUACCUGGGGAGUAUAGUCAACAGCGAGGGUGGCACGUCAAAGGACAUCGGCAGUAGAGUAAAAAAGGCAAAUGGCUCUUUCGCAUCGCUUAACAAAAUCUGGAAAGCCAACAAUGUAAGCGUCGAAACUAAAAUCAGAAUAUUCAACGCCUGCGUCAAAUCGACAUUAUUAUAUGGGUGCGAAAUAUGGUCGCUAACGAGAGCCUCGACUCAGAAGUUACAAUACUUUGUCAAUAAAAGCUUACGGCGUAUUCUGAACAUAUGGUGGCCUGCAAGAGUCUCCAACGAAGUGCUAUGGCAGCGUACCAAACAAAAGCCAAUAGAGAAAGAAAUUUUGAGACGCAAAUAUGGCUGGCUCGGCCACACACUUAGAAAACCGACAGAUGCAAUUGCCCACGCAGUCAUGGAAUGGAACCCACAAGGAGUAAGGAGACGAGGUCGUCCCAAAACCACCUGGCGAAGAACAGUGGCAGCAGAAACAAGCAAAUCCUUUAACCAGUUACGUUUUACUGCCAGAAACAGUAGGAAUGGAAGAAGUUUAUAA
This is a messenger RNA of Teleopsis dalmanni, 2385 nucleotides long. RefSeq lists its product as uncharacterized. Lineage: Eukaryota; Metazoa; Arthropoda; Insecta; Diptera; Diopsidae. Bases 1 to 2385 code for a protein of 794 amino acids. The transcript has 4 exons. The record is from RefSeq and is a predicted model, not a curated record.